CAUGACCUUCCUCCAAGCCCAACAUUUGCUGCCCUUGGAAGGUCUCAGCUAAAUGCUGCUACUAUGGAAAGCCAAGAAGCUAUGAAGGAGGAACCAGCGGAGCUCCUUGAGGAAUUGCUUGAAAGGGCAAAAGCUGGGGAGUCCAAAGCGCAAGCAGAGGUGGGAAAGUACUACCUGAAGCUCGCAGAAAACCGAGAUGAAGAGCUGAACAACUGCAAAGCAGUCGAGUGGCUGCUCCGUGCCUCCAAACAAGGGCGGAGGGGAGCCAGCAAACUGCUGAAGCAAUGCUUGGCAGAGCGAAGAGGCAUCACUUCAGAGAAUGAGCAAGAAGUGAAGAAAUUAGCAUCCGAGACUGAUUUGGAAAGAGUGGUGAGAAAAGCUGGCUCAGUCAUGUACUGGAAACUAAAUCCAGAGAAGAAAAAGCAGUUGGCUGUUUCAGAGCUAUUAGAAAACGUUGACCAAGUUGAUGGCGAAGGUGGUGAGAAGCAGCCUGGCCCAGUUCCCAAAUCCGUUCAGAAGCAAAGACGAAUGCUGGAGCGGCUGGUGAGCAGUGAAUCAAAUAGUUUCGUGGCCUUGGAUGACUUUGUGGAAAUAACCAAGAAGUACGCCAAAGGCAUCAUCCCCACCAGGCUCCUGGAGCAGGACGAGGAGGAUGAUGAGCUGGCAGGCAAGAGUCCCGAGGAGCUUCCACUCCGGCUCAGGGUGAUCAAGUACCCCCUUCAUGCCAUUAUGGAACUGAAGGAGCACCUCAUAGAAAUUGCCUCCAAAGCAGGGAUGCACUGGCUGUCCACCAUUGUCCCCACUCACCACAUCAAUGCCCUCAUCUUCUUCUUCAUCAUCAGCAACCUGACAAUUGACUUUUUUGCCUUUUUUAUCCCAUUAGUGAUCUUCUAUCUCUCCUUCAUUUCCAUGGUGAUUUGCACCCUGAAAGUCUUUCAGGAUAGUAAGGCAUGGGAGAACUUCCGCACCCUCACGGACUUGCUGCUUCGUUUCGAGCCAAAUCUAGAUGUUGAGGAAGCAGAAGUGAACUUUGGCUGGAACCACUUGGAGCCGUACCUUCACUUCCUCCUGUCGGUCUUUUUUGUCAUUUUUUCCUUCCCUAUAGCAAGCAAGGACUGGAUACCCUGCUCUGAGUUGGCAGUAAUCUCGGUGUUCUUCAUGGUGACGAGCUACUUGAGUUUAGCCACAAGUGCAGAAUCUUACACCCGAAGAGCGCUGCUGACGGAGGUGGCUGCAGGUGGCCUCUCCUUGCUGCAGGUGGUGCCUGCAAAUCUGGGCCCUCUCAAACUCCUGGGGAAAACCUUCUACAGCAUCCCUGUUGGCCACUUCUUCGUGUUCAACAUGAGCGUCCCCUGCCUUUUGUUUCUGUAUUUGUUUUACCUGUUCUUUAGAAUGGCAAAGCUGCGGAGCUUCAAAGGCACCUAUUACUACUUGGUUCCUUACAUGGUGUGUUUCAUGUGGUGUGAACUCUCAGUGGUCAUUUUGCAGCACUCGGCUGGCAUAGGACUGAUCCGUGCUUCUGUCGGUUACUUUUUGUUCCUUUUUGCGCUUCCUAUCCUCCUGAUAGGCAUUGCGCUGAUGUGUCUCAUCCAUUUUAUAAAGUGGUUCAUAACACUAGAACUUGUGAAGAUCGUCGUGACCCUUGUGUUGUGUGCUGUUCCUUUGGUUUUCCGGUGGUGGACAAAGACCAGCUUCUCUGUGGCUGAGAUGGUGAAAUCCCUGACAAAGAGUUCAAUUGUGAAACUCAUUCUGGUGUGGAUUACUGCCAUAGUGUUGUUUUGUUGGUUUUAUGUUUACCGUUCUGAAGGAAUGAAAGUCUAUAACUCUACCUUGACGUGGAAUCAGUAUGGGUUUUUGUGUGGUCCACGGGCUUGGAAGGAAACCAACAUGGCUCGAACCCAGAUGUUAUGCAGUCAUCUGGAGGGCCAUAGAGUGACGUGGACUGGAAGGUUCAAAUAUGUUCGAAUCACCGACAUUGAUAAUAGUGCAGAAUCAGCAAUAAACAUGCUUCCCUUUUUUAUUGGAGAUUGGAUGAGGUGCUUGUAUGGUGAAACGUACCCGGCGUGCACCCCUGAAAACAUUACUGUCGAAGAGGAGGAGCUGUGUCGUCUGAAAUACCUGACAAAACACAACUGCCACAUGAAGCGGUUUGACCGUUACAAGUUUGAAAUAUCUGUGGGCAUGCCUCUCAACAGCAUGAAUGGGAAUAAGCUGAAAGAGGAGGACGAUGCCACCAAAGACAUUGUGCUGAAGGCAAGCAAUGAGUUCAAGAAGGUGUUGCUGAACUUGAGGCAGGGAAGCGUCAUUGAAUUCAGCACGAUUCUGGAAGGCCGUCUUGGAAGCAAGUGGCCGGUCUUCGAGCUGAAAGCCAUCUCGUGCCUGAACUGCAUGGCUGAACUUCUGCCUGCAGGGAGGCACGUGAAAGUGGAGCACGACUGGAGAAGCACUGUUCAGAAAGCACUCAAGUUUGCCUUCGAUUUUUUCUUUUACCCAUUUUUGUCAGUUGCCUAUUGAGUUUGAGUGGUACUAUUUGCAUUGCCAAGACCAAAGAUUUGGCUUUCAAAGCUGCUAUAAUGAAGUUCCAAAGGAAUGCUGACAGUAUUGUGUCCUGCACUCACUCACUGCAGUUUCAGCAAGUCACUGACAUUAUUUGCACAUUAAAAGCAUGAAUGGUGUUUCCCACUAGUUGAUAUUAAAAGCACUUUAUUCUGCA
Messenger RNA from Heteronotia binoei (common prickly gecko), 2713 nucleotides. It is a transcript of the gene WFS1, whose product is annotated as wolframin ER transmembrane glycoprotein. Gene Ontology annotation, biological process: calcium ion homeostasis; endoplasmic reticulum unfolded protein response. Gene Ontology annotation, cellular component: endoplasmic reticulum; endoplasmic reticulum membrane. The record is from RefSeq and is a predicted model, not a curated record. NCBI's taxonomy places the organism in Eukaryota, Metazoa, Chordata, Lepidosauria, Squamata, Gekkonidae. Bases 64 to 2514 code for a protein of 816 amino acids. Gene Ontology annotation, molecular function: protein binding. The transcript has 7 exons.